UUUGAAAAUAAAGGCAAGAAAACAAAAUAUAGGAAAUGGUGGACCACCAGAACUGCGAAGGUGGUAGGAAUAUCGGAAAGAGGACACGUCACCGCCUGGUGGUUCACUCCAAUUGGCUGAGAACAACAGAUGCUGUGAAGCAGAUUCAGAAGAAAAAAGAGUCUCCCAAGAUGACUUCUCACUUGAUGCCUACUCUUGAAGAGAAAGAUUCUGUUCCAAAGAAAGCAGGAGGUGUGGAGGAUGUGCAAACACCAAGACCAGCAGAACUAGACUUACAAAUGACACCAGAGGAAGAGCAAGAAAGGCUUGAUGGAAGUGCAGAAAGGGAACCUAAGGCUGAUGAGAGAAGAAAGAAACAGAGCAGUAAUGAAAUGAGUAUAUCAGAAAUCCUGUGUGAUGGUGCUGCUGCUCCUGCUGGUGAGGAUGGCCGUGGAGUAUUUCAGCAGAGUGCAAAAGCUGAUGCGCUCCUAAUCCCUACUAAGGAGCACGAAGAGCAUGAUGGGAGUACAAAGACAACAUCCAAAGAAAAGAAAGAGAUUUCUGAUAGCCGUGACAGAGAAAAAAGAUCUACUGGAUCACAAUUGCAAGUUGGAGAAUGAAAUUGCUACACUAAGACUUAAAAUGAAAACAAUAAAAAAAAUCAUAUCCAAAAAAGGGAAAAGAAAUAUGUUGAGGACAUUCAAAUUCUAAAGGAAAAGAAUGACGACCUUCAAAAGAAAAUAAAACAGAAUGAGGCAACAAUAGGACAAACAAUAGCCAAUAGCCUGUUAUAGUGGACGGCUGGUUGUUCUGUCAACUGAGAAUGCUAAAUUCUGAACUGGAGAGUGAAAAGAAAAAGAAGGAGAGACUGGAAUCUGAAGUUGAGUCAUACCGUGCUAGACUGGCUGCUGCUAUACAAGAGCGUGAUCAGACAUCAAAAAGAGACCUAGAACUUGCUUUUGAGAGAGCACGAGAGGAGUGGUUUCAUUCAAAUGAGAAAAUCAAUUUAGAUGCCUCAAACCUGAAAGAGAACAAUGAGCGUCUCUCUCAACAACUUUCUGAAAC
This is a messenger RNA of Tupaia belangeri chinensis (Chinese tree shrew), 1044 nucleotides long. Its product is annotated as ankyrin repeat domain-containing protein 26-like. The transcript is spliced from 7 exons. The record is from RefSeq and is a predicted model, not a curated record. The coding region runs from base 36 to 599 and encodes 187 amino acids. Lineage: Eukaryota; Metazoa; Chordata; Mammalia; Scandentia; Tupaiidae.